ACAUCGUUAAGGCACCGCCAGCCCGACAUCCAACGCCCCCGAGACACCCAUAAACAUCUUUCCUUGUAUGUACUGAAUACAGGCUGCACCUUGCUUGACGCAGGGUGGUCGUGAUCUAUCUGUUUCCGCCAUGAUUUGCCGACUGACCAUGAUCUCCUCCAGCAGCUGUUGCGGAGUACGAUGAAGAAUCCCAUGCGCAACGACUCCGAUAUUGUGGAAUACAAGUCUACCAAGCGCAAGAAGUCCACCGAUACCGCCGCCGUUUACUCCACUCGGCAUAUACCUUGGGAAGAACAGUUGCAGCUGCCAGAGAGGUUUCACGAGUCUGGCGAAGGGACUUGGCCGGCCUUGGCUAUUCUGCAAGAAAAGAUUGGCAAGAACAAGAGAAAGCAGUUUCUGGUCGAGUGGGAGCCACAUCCAGUAACGGGCGAGAAGUUUGAACCUACCUGGCAAAGCCAAGUGGGAAACGAUCUGCUCAAGCAUUGGAACCGAAAGCAAGGCCUACAGAUCGGAGAUUCAGAAGAAGCCAGCAAGAACGGCUCCGAUGGACAUUCCGUGAAACCAGAGAUAAGACGGGCAAAAGCGAUUCGCCGAAUACCAGACUCUUCCAGUGAAACUGGCUCUCAACAGAAGUCGAUCAGAAGUACCCGGAGACCAUCUACCCCAGGCCGCCGAAACCACUCUUCCACAGAAACCAGCUCAAGACGAUCCCAGGAUCAACCUGGACCAUCGGCCUCGUCGCCUGUUGAGAUAGCUGAGACGCAGGAAGAAGUAUCGCAGCCCGUAUUGCCGGUGUCAAUCUCGGUGGAAAUACCUCCCACCUCCAUUGACAAAGCUGAAUACCAGUCUUUGCACUCUAGCCAGAUCAAUUCUGACGGCGGCUUCAAGGGGCUUUAUUCACCUUAUCCAGAUCGAAGUCUAACCAGGUCGUCCCCCAAACUUGAUCUCAGUCAAGCCUCUCGAGAUCGAGACUACGCAGCUCCUCCAAGCUCUUCUUCUGGCCGACAAGGUCUCCGUGACCGCCACAUCAUUCUGUCGACGAGCGUGGAGACACCAGGCUCUACUGACAGACAACAACAUUCGAUUACCAACGACAGGAGCGGCACUUCAGCACGGCGUCUCGUACACACACAAUCAGGUGCACGCGCCGAAGAAGAACAAGAGCCUCAGCAACCCCUUACCCGACACAUUCCAAGCUCGGCGACAUCCUCUCGUUCGAGUGCGUUUGUCACGCCACAAUACGUCCCCAGCACACAUCAAGAAACUCUUCUAACCCGCGAUCCUAGUAAAGAACUAGGCUCUUAUCCACUACGCAUAAGUUCUUUGCUCACGAACGAAAAGGCAGAUACCAAUUCGCCCACUCCGAAUACACAGCGACAAAAUCGCAACGGCACUGGGUCUUCCCCGUGGGCCUUCCAAACUCAAGCCCCUCCUGAAUCCGGUCCGGUUGACUUCACAUUGGUGCCCGACACAGGCACUCCAAAGUGGGGGAAGCGAUUGCUCGAAGCGUUCUCCUCGCCAGAACGUUCAAAGAAAUCCCGCUCGCGACAGAUGGCGUCCUCGCCUGGACCACCAAUGGAAUCUAUUCAUUCUUUCACUGCUCCACAGCCAGAUGAGGGAAUGACAUCUGGACACAAGGAGGCUCCAUUUGGUCAAUUCUCGUCCUCAAAUGACAUAGGCACCUCUGCUAUCACGACUGUCACAACUCCUAGGACGGCGAACCAUGAUGAGAAUGCCAGUGAUGCAGCAAGUGUUCCGAGCCAUCCUCGUCACGUGCCCGUUUUUGAUGCGGCUAUGGCCGGAAGUGCUCUACCGAUCCAAAAUUCUAUUGAAGAGGAUAAUCCAACUUCCAGCGGCGAGCAGUCCUCGGCCGAAUCCAAACCGAAUUCCAGUCAACAAUCUGUCGAGAAUGAGCGCGAUAUUCCCCAGGUUGGCGGACUGGUCUUGCCAAGCUAUCCGAUCCUUGGUCCUGCUGAGUAUGCACUUGCACUGCCGGCGGAGGGGAAGAUACAGUCGACUUAUUCGGACAUCAUCAAGGCAAAGCGCAAGGCUAUUCUCAAUUUCGUCAACCGUCAUGAGUCUGUCGGUUCAUCUAAUGGUUCUCCCAACCGGACACAUGAGAGAAACGAAAUGAACGAGAUGAUCCAAUUGCUGAACGAUACCGUUACUCAUAUGGACCUGGGCCUCCCUGGCUUUUCAACCCAGUACUCAAUCCAAUCCGAGGAACAUGCCGCAUACGCAAAUUAUGCAAGCUCAAAAUUCUCUCUACUUGGCCAUCUGGUCGACAUACUGAAGCCUGUUGAGUGCUCCAUUGUGAUCAUGUCUCGAGCCGGCACGAUACAGGACUUGAUUGAACACUACUUGACCAUGAAGCAUAUCGAUGUGAGGCGUAUGGACCAUGUCGCAGCGUCCAGAUCGCCAAUUCCGGAUCGGCAACCCCGGGACUUCCAGGUUGAUCUUGUCAGCACCUUUUCCACCCAUCAGGUGGUAUUUCCUCGACGACCCAUCCUCAUGAUUGCAUUCGACGCUUCAUACGACUCGCAAGACCCUCAGGUCAUGCGCAUUCGUCAAUAUUUCUCGCCGAAACCUCCUUCGCUGUUACCAGUGAUUCAUUUGCUCGUGUCCAACUCAUCGGAGCAUGUCGAUCGAUGUUUGCCAAAAGAUAUGCCGUCUCCAUCUAGACUGAAGGUUUUGGUGCGAGCCACAUAUCAGGCUCGACCUAAUCUGGGCGGAAAACCAACCUAUGUCCCAGACGAUUCAGAUGAGCCAGAAGGUCGGCCCAUGGACUUUUCGGAUCUGCAGCGAGCUUUGCGAAAAAGUCCCGAACGCAAACUUGCUAGACUCGCUGCAGUGAUUGCAAGAGCAUCUGUGUCGCAAGAUUUUGACACCUACUGGAGUUUGGGCAUGAUGCCGGAACUGCAACUGACCGAGAUGGAUAACCUCCCGUCAAGACUUAGUGGUGUAUCGCCUGUGGCUCAAGUGAAGAAGGAGCCUGUUGCUCGUUCGAGGACUCCCAACUCGCGUGCCGGGACGCCGUCCGGAAAGAAACGCUUGUUGGAAAUUGACAAUGUCCUCCCCGCACUCAACAAGCGUCAGCGCCUAACGCCACUGCGGGAUUCUGUUGAGGCCAGCAAUAUCAAUCAUGACACAAGCAGCCAAAUCGAAACACUGCAAGGAAUGGUCAGUAAAUUGCAGAGUGAGUUGCAUACGGAACGAGAAGCACGGCAGAAAGCGGAAGAAGACCGGAGCCAACUUCAAGAGCAGCUCGACAAAUGGAGAAAAGAUCAUGCCGAUUUGCAACGACGAUACGAAAAGCGAAUGACGAAAUGCCAUGUACUGGAGGGGUCAAACAAGAAACUCCUGAAGACCAUUGAGAACAACAAGACAAGACAGGACCGAGCCGCAGACGAUCAUGGCACGAUGAAGAGAAGAGUGACUGAGUUGCAGGCAGAAUUGACGACUGUCCGUGAAGAGGUAAAGGCCGGUGGUGGAGAUGCAGCAGCCUUGGAAACUGCGAGAGAGGAGGCACGCGGACUGCGGGCCAAGAACAACUACCUGGACAAGUCUCUUGAAAAUACUCGCAAGGAUUUCGAGUUCACCAGAUCUCAAUAUCAGGAUGCGUCAAACAAGGCUGCAGAUUUUGCGACGCAAGCAAGAGAGUUGGAAGAGCAGGUUGCAGAGUUGACCAAAUCAGCUGGCGAUGAGAAGCGGCGUCUCAAGGAGAAAAACUACGAGGAAAGUAUGAAGCGACACCUCGCGAAGAUCUCUGAGGUCGAAAUGGAGCUCAAGACUCGCGAUACGCUGCUCCGAAAGCUUGAGGAGGAGAACCGGCAACUGAAGCGAAGUCGAGGUGUCCAAACUCGUGGGUCAAGCGUGCAACCGCCAGGGAGUCCAGGACUUGAUGCUCCAGGCAGGGGAACGAGGAGCCGUCAAGGAAGCCCAGCUGCAGGACUGUUUCCCACCACGCAUCACGGUUCUGCUACGAACAGAGGAAGUCUCUUACGGCAUGAGCGCUAGAAGGACUAAAUCUAAUGAAGGUUAAGAUACUGCAGGUGCUGUCCUUCUGAGAUGAGAGUGAAUGUGGCAAGAGGCGGUUUGCGUCAUCGCCAGCCAUCCUUCGGUACCCUGUAUGUCACGAAUAUGGGCAUAGCGAAACGGAUUCCGUUGGGGGUGUUGCUCCCGAAUGAGCCAUUUCAAUUAGAUUGUUAGUGAAGACAACGAUAUGAAGAAUAUUGUCAAGAACUCGGGAGCACUCUGACCGAGAAGAAAUCG
Molecule: messenger RNA, 4272 nt
Organism: Exophiala viscosa
Lineage: Eukaryota; Fungi; Ascomycota; Eurotiomycetes; Chaetothyriales; Herpotrichiellaceae
Product: class II histone deacetylase complex subunits 2 and 3-domain-containing protein
Exons: 3
Coding region: 181-4017 (1278 amino acids)
Cellular component (GO): HDA1 complex
Source: RefSeq, a predicted model, not a curated record